CCGCCGAUGGGACCCAUGCCGCCCAUGCCGCCGAUGGCCCCCAUGCCGAUGCCGCCACCGGCGGUCUGGAACAUGCCUCCGAUGGCGCCGACACCCGGCAUGCCUGGGAUGUCCAUGCCGAUGCCAGAGAUGCACUCGGCCUUCUACUGGGGGCACCGCGCGCAGGUGCUCUUCCGCGACUGGCCCGGAGACCGCGGUGACGUCGGCAUGUACAUCCUCUGCCUCGUCGUCGUCUUCGCGCUCGCGGCGCUCGUCGAGGCUCUAUCCGCGGCGGCCAAGGGGGUCUCCAGCCGCCGACCGGUCGCGGUGCUGGCGAUCACGGGGAUCCACGCCGUGAAGAUGGGGCUCGCGUACGUGGUGAUGCUGGCCGUGAUGUCGUUCAACGUCGGCGUCCUCCUCGCCGCCGUCGCUGGACACACGAUUGGGUACCUCCUCGCGCGGAUCGGACUGUUUCGCCGCGCCACCCCUCAGGAUGACGCGCCACGGAACGGUGCGCUCGCUGCCUCUGAGGCUGAGCCCAGACCUUAAUUAAGUUGUGGCACGAUAACUAGGUGCUCAAAAUUGUUUGUUGUAUUAUUCUCGAAAGAUAUAUUUGUUGUAUGAAACGGAAGGGAUGCUGGAUUCAUCGCUUGUGUAGUUUUUUAUUUGGGAUGAAAAUGCUUGUGUACUU
This is a messenger RNA of Lolium rigidum, 670 nucleotides long. Its product is annotated as copper transporter 4-like. Gene Ontology annotation, biological process: copper ion transmembrane transport; intracellular copper ion homeostasis. NCBI's taxonomy places the organism in Eukaryota, Viridiplantae, Streptophyta, Magnoliopsida, Poales, Poaceae. The record is from RefSeq and is a predicted model, not a curated record. Gene Ontology annotation, molecular function: copper ion transmembrane transporter activity. The coding region runs from base 7 to 528 and encodes 173 amino acids. The transcript has a single exon. Gene Ontology annotation, cellular component: plasma membrane.